GCAUACGUAGAUUUGGAAUCCACACGACGAGGAGAACUUAAAGUUUUCGCAUGCGCAGAUGACUUUUAGUGACGUCAUUACGUUCUACGUCCUACCGUCGUUGUGCAAUCGAAAGCUACCUAUUGUUUCAGUUCCCGCCAAUCUGUCACUGCACUUGGAGCUACUGAGUGCUGAACUUUGUAUUUCGAGUUAUUAUAGUAAUAAGUUCGAUUUCGAGCACUGAUCGCACAGAAUCGAACUUGGAACUCAUUGCUUCGAGAAACGAAUACGAAGUAGGUAAUAUGUCAUCCAACCUUCAUUCAUAAAAAAUAUCUAUCCAAGUGAAUUGUACUUAUUCAAAUAACUUUUGAUUGACCUCUCGAAUAGUAGCUCCAAUUAGCCAAUUAGAUUAAAUCAUUGAUGAUAAUUACACAGUUCGUCUCGGACAUUGUAUCCGUUUAGUUCCCGAAAUCACUCUACUGGAUUCCAACCGCCUUUGUGUUAUCAUGUCCCAGUAUCUCCGACAAAGGUGAUUGUAUUUACCAAGCGGCGAAGUUCAAACGGUGUACUUUGUGUUGACCAUUGCUUGUUGACAAAUAAUAGCUGUGGUGUACGCAUACAGUUCGGUGAACGAUCGUCUGCUGGAUUAAAACGUCAAACUCGGCUUCCUAUUGCUCUACGUCUGCGCCAUCAUAACUUACAAAUUUACGCCGAAAGGGAGAGCAACGCAAACAAGCGGUCGCUAGGCGCGAGGAGUUUUCCCAAACAAUAAAUUUGAGUGUUUGGUAUUUCAUCUCAAUCUAGUAUUCUCUUAAAAACAUUGUUGAUAUUUCUAGACUCGUUGGUCUAGUAGUGGAAAAGAUCAGGCGCGUUAACCGGUUUUGUUUCUUAGUUUACUUAGACUAAAAAGCAAAAUUUAGAAAAUCCAUAAACCUGUUUCGGUAAAGUUCGUUGUCGGUGAGUUUCUUCAGCAUGUGGUUUGAGUUUGUUUACUUUCGCUCUCUACGAUGAGACUAAUUAGUUGAUGAUAGUGUGCUUUAGUAGUUCAAUCGGCGGCGCGUUUCAUCUUCUACCGUCUUCCAUUGUUAAGCAAAUACUAUAGAUUUGCAUAAUUAUUUAACAGAGGAUAAACCCGUGAACCCGAUAUUCGACGAGAUUUGUUACGAACGCUUACUACAUGUUUUUGACGCAAAGAGAAGUUUCAAAAUAAGCGAGACAGGAGGAGGGAGCGCCCCAAAUAUUUGAGUACUACUUUUACGAUUUUUCAAGCAAACACUUAUGAAUCACUGUGCAGGAACCGACUGACUGAGUUUGUACACAAUUUUCAAUUGCCAAGUGGUCGUUAAAGUCAAUGCUCAAGAAUUAUUACUGCCAUAACUGACACUAUCCCAAUCGCAACUCAAUACAACGCCGAGAAAGUUGCACUCUGACCAUUAUGUUACUGGACUACUACCCUUCUAUUGACGACGAACAACACGGGCACUUCGCCGCCACUGAGGACGACAUGUUUCGCCCGCAGGGAAGUUUCUACUCUACUGGUAACUACGGCAUUGCUCAGCAAGCUCAGUACCCUGGUUCCGAUUUCUCACAUUAUACGACGAACACAGAACCUGGAUCACCUCAACAGCAGCUUAUGUCGACUUGGACCCCGACAUCGGGUUCAUCGUCUGCCAUGUUGGAUUGGCAAGGACAAGUUAGCAUGGGAUCCUACAUGCAAGCAACAAACCAACAAACAAACAGCAUGGCACAGUAUAGUGAAACUGAAGAAUAUUCCGGUCUUUGCAACGUCGUCCAGGCCAUCAAUCGCGUACCAAAUGUGAUGAGUCAUCAGUGGAUGCGCUCUUCAACAUAUAGAUUCAAUCCAUCUACAGGUAAAACGAGAACAAAAGACAAGUACCGCGUCGUGUAUACGGACCACCAACGUUUGGAGCUGGAGAAAGAAUUCCGGUAUAGUCGCUACAUUACAAUCCGUCGUAAAUCUGAAUUAGCUACGUCCCUUGGAUUAUCCGAACGACAGGAAACACUUACUGAGCGCAGAUUAUUGUGGGAUUCAGUAGGAACCUGUCGACAUGAAGCAGAUGAAUGA
Messenger RNA from Anneissia japonica, 2065 nucleotides. Its product is annotated as homeobox protein CHOX-CAD-like. Gene Ontology annotation, molecular function: RNA polymerase II transcription regulatory region sequence-specific DNA binding; DNA-binding transcription factor activity. Gene Ontology annotation, cellular component: nucleus. Gene Ontology annotation, biological process: animal organ morphogenesis; anterior/posterior axis specification; regulation of transcription by RNA polymerase II. The transcript is spliced from 3 exons. The record is from RefSeq and is a predicted model, not a curated record. Lineage: Eukaryota; Metazoa; Echinodermata; Crinoidea; Comatulida; Comatulidae. Bases 1415 to 2065 code for a protein of 216 amino acids.